Messenger RNA from Gongylonema pulchrum, 687 nucleotides. NCBI's taxonomy places the organism in Eukaryota, Metazoa, Nematoda, Chromadorea, Rhabditida, Gongylonematidae. The record is from the annotation of a GenBank genome assembly.
AUGGAAGUGCUUAUUGCAAGUAAUCUGGAUGAUAGUAAAUGGCACCGUCUUAGUAUGCAGAUUAGUGAGGAUCAGAAAUUAAUCCGAGUAGAGAUUGACGGACAUGGAAAGGAGAUUCGUUCCGAAGAGCAGCUACCGACGCUCAUUUCGAGCUCCCUAAAAUUUUUGUCAUUAGGCCAGAAAGAUUUGGGCACUUUUACGGGUUGCUUUCGACGAUUUAUCGUUAACAAUCAGGCACAGAAUUUCGAUGCUUCGGAAAGAAAGUUGCUAACACAACAGGUAAAUCGUGCGAAAUCUUGUGAAAGAAAUCGCAGAGAAUCCGAUUUUGCUGAUAUAAGGCAAUUGAAAGCAGCGCUACGCACUCCAGUAUAUAGUCCGGAACAUCGGUACUCGUCAUCGGAAUGCAGCAUACAGGAACCGGAUCGGCGAAGACGGCGUCGUUCCCAGAAAAGGCCGUUACAACUGCUCAGCACGCCGAACCUCGAGCCGCCUGACACGACGAAAAGAAGGCACUCCAGUGGAAGUGAAUCAGAGUCGGUGACUGGAAUACGGGUGCCACAUGGUUUGGAAAGAUUUCGAGCACCUCGGUCCAUGUUUGCUGCUGAUUCCGAAGAGUCAUCUGUUGACGGGUGGUUGAAGAUGAGGGAGAAUUUGCAAAGACUUGCUCAAUUUUCACACUAUGUUUGA